Molecule: messenger RNA, 1743 nt
Organism: Aspergillus pseudoviridinutans
Lineage: Eukaryota; Fungi; Ascomycota; Eurotiomycetes; Eurotiales; Aspergillaceae
Product: GID4/VID24 family protein
Exons: 3
Coding region: 1-1743 (580 amino acids)
Biological process (GO): negative regulation of gluconeogenesis; protein catabolic process in the vacuole; protein targeting to vacuole
Cellular component (GO): extrinsic component of membrane; GID complex
Source: RefSeq, a predicted model, not a curated record
AUGCCCCCAGAAAAUACUCCUUCGCAAGGAAUCUCUGCUCGAUCUCCUCCGCCGGUAUUCGCAUCAUCCCUUCAACAGUUGAGCGCUGUCUCAACCCCUGUCCCCACUCUCCCAGCGGCCGCCUCGCAUGACGCUCAUGAUGACAACGUGAUCUUCCUUCGAUCUCGAGUUCGCUCUCCUCACGGCUCUUCCUCGUCAAGUCGACAACGUCGCCGACGGCAUCAAAUCCUUUCCGAGUUUGAGUCUGAUCCGAUGGAGUUGGACGAGUCGACUGGAGUACGUAUGUCCGUGGAAAUCAGUCGCCAUCCCAUAGUGCGUCGGCCACGAGAGGAACCGACGAAUAUGCCGAACUAUGAAGGUCGUGUCUCCAACAUACGGUCGCUGUACGGCUGGGCCCCAGGCUCCGACGAGGAUGACGAGGACGAUUUGGUUUACGAACCUCUGCAGGAUCCCAACAGUAUCUCCUCUUGGUUUGGCAGACUCUCGGAUCGCAAUGCGACGUCCAGGCGCCACAUACGACGUGAUGCGACCGGACGAAGCCCCCUUCCACUCCCCACUGAGCCUUUAGAGAGUAGCAGACACCGGAUGGACGACACAACUCUCGCGACGGCCGAAGCUCUGUUGCAGUCGGUCAGACGCCAGCCGCGCCUCUCGAGGACGCGGACAUUACACAACUAUCUUUUGGACCGGGAGCGUACCAGUCAGGAUUCAGAAGAUGGCAGGGAACGAGCGACUCAGUCCCCGACUUCACGCGCAUAUCGGUUCAUACCUAGUAGUCGAGGCGAUAUGCGCGCUCGUGUCAACGCUCAUCGGCAGCUGCAUAUGGAUCAUCCUCCCAGUCCGCGCUUGAAGGAAAUUAUCAGAUAUCUCGACCGUUUGCGCUAUUCGACCUCCUUUGAAGAAAGCCUUUCAUCGGCUGCCGCAGGUGGAUUUGUUCAACUCGACUUCUCCUGGGAUGAAGAUGAUUUUAUCUUGGAUACUACAUUAAUUGCGCCGCCACCACCAUGUUCCUGGCUACGUCCCGGUAUGGUUUUCAAAGGCUCGCAGAUGGCAGCAUGCACUCCCACCUCGAUUUUCGCGCACCGUGGGCCAACCUCCCAUCCGGCUACCGAACCAGUGAUUGUCAAUGGCGGUGAUAAUGGCCGCAUCAGUGUUUACACGACAAGCGGUCGGCGGUACCUAGCUAACAAUAAUAUCCACAACUUUGGAACAGGGAAGGAUGAGAAUUGGCCGGUCAAAGUCACCAUUCACAAUAUCAACUACCAAGAGAUGACGCUUUCAGGUACAAUGGAAGCAUACAACAUUCCUGAUAAGACGUCGCCAUCUCAUGAUGCACAUAUCGUCACCUUUCUGGAGGGGGAAAUUAUAGACUUCAACACUCACACUCUUGAGACGAAAAAUUUCAAAGCCGACGCUGAAACUGACAGUACCUACUGGCGCGAGCUGCAACCGUUUAAGAACUUGACGGACGAAGAGAUGACAAGGAACCUUGUGAGUCGAAAAUGGAUUACCGAAGAGCUAUCCAAACGGUGGAUCUUGAUGCGAUGGAAAGAACGCUGUUUCAUCACUCCCACCGACGCGCGCCAGGGCCUCACAAUCUCAGGAUUCUACUAUAUCUCUCUUCGUCGAGAUACUGGGCACAUUGAAGGUCUCUACUACGACCCGGGAAGCUCACCGUAUCAGCAGCUGUCACUGAAGCCAGAGACGGAGAAGAUGAUUCGUCCUUCAUACAACUUCAGGUAA